CGGCUGCGCGCGGCCUACGACGCGGCCGUCGGCCGGUGGCCGGACCGGUGGCAGCUGCUGCAGCAUUACCUGGCGGAGGACGACACACAAGACUCGCCGCAGGGUGACCGCGACGGAGGGGUCCAAGACGAGGAGCAGCACUGCGAUGAGGAGGAGCAGCCAUCAGAGGGUCCGCCUCACCCACACGGGCAGAGGUGGCAGCUGAUUGAACAGCAACAUCAGCAGCGGUGGAAGGAGCUGGAACUACAACAUCAGCGGCUAUGGCAGGAGCUAGAGGAUCCAGGUCACGAAGAUAGAGUGAGGAUGGACAAAGAGCAUGAAGAGGAGCGUCGGCAUCUGGAGCAGAAACACGGUACGGAGUGGCAGAACCUGGACGAACGUCACUAUGAGGAGCGCAUUAAGCUUCAUCAGCAGCACAAAGAGGACACUGGAUGCAUCAACAUGCCGACUGAGGACCAGUUGAGGCAGCUGGACCUCUCCCACCAGCAGCAGUGGGAAGACAUCCAGCAGACCUUGCGGCAGCAGUGGCAAGAGCUGGAGCUCAGACACCAGAGAGAGUCACGGGAGCUGGAAGAGAGGCGUCAUCAGCUGAGACAGAAGUUAGAAAAACAGCUUCAGGAGCAGGAACAAGACGAUCAGCGGCAGAGCCUGCUGGCGCGUCACCAGGAGGAGUGUGAACAGCUCCUUCGGCAGCACGAGGAGGACUCUCGAGGUGUGAACGUGCCGGCCGAGAGACAGCCGCAGACGCAGAGAUCGGUGACCAAAGGACAGCGGAAAGCGCAGUCUCGGAGACAGCGGAGACAGCGCGCAGUUCUGGAGCAACAGCACGCCGCACAGCGGGUUGGUCUGGGGCGGAAACUCCGAACACAGCGGAACAAAAUGGAGCGCAGACACAAACAGGAGUCACAAGAGCUGGAAGAGAGGCUCCCAAACAUCCGGUCAGAGAAGUUGGAUCGACUGCUGGAGUGCAGCAGCAGACGUCACGAGCUGCAGGAGGAGCUGCAGAAGGAGCUGGAGAAUGAGCAGGAACACGACGAUGAGCGGCCGGGUCUGCUAACGAUUCACCAGGAGGAAGGCAUUGAGCAACACGGGGACUCAUUCAUCGAUGAUCCGUUAGAUUAGCUAGAUCACUACCAAUAAGAAAAUCUCCAGCAGGUCCUUCAGCAGCAGUGGAAAGAGCUGGAGGAGAGAUUCCAGAGAGAGUCACGAGACCUGGAGGAGAGACACCCGUACAUAGGCUCUGAAGAGGAAAAUAAUCAGAUGCUGAAAGAGUGCAGGAGCAGACGUCACGAGCUGCAUACAAAACUACAGAAAGAGCUGGAAAAGAAGAUGCAGAAACCUGGCAGAAACAGCUUCAGGAGCAGGAACACGACCAUCAGCGGCAGAGCCUGCUGGCGCGUCACCAGGAGGAGCGUGAACAGCUCCUUCGGCAGCACGAGGAGGCCUCUCGAGGUGUGAACGUGCCGGCCGAGAGACAGUCGCUCGUACUCAGAGCUCGACUUCAGCUGGAGCGACAGCAGCUGGAUCAGAGACGGCGAGGGGAGCUGGAAUCUCUGGAGCGGAAUCACGCACUACAGCUGGAGGCGCUGCGACUGAAGAUGCGGCGUGAAUGGGUCCAACUAGAAGAACAGCACCGACAAGAGUCCAGGGAGCUGGAUUGCCGAGCAAACGACUGAGAGAAGCAUCGACUGAAGACAAAGUGUCCGAGGCACCAUAAAGGAUGUCUCAGGCACCACGAAGGAUGUCCGAGGCACCACGAAGGAUGUCCGAGGCACCACGAAGGAUGUCUCAGGCACCACGAAGGAUGUCUCAGGCACCACGAAGGAUGUCUCAGGCAUCAGACGCUGGAAAAUAUUCUGGCGACGAGACCAGAGUGUGACGUCAUCACGGUUUCCGGUCUCCACCGCUCCCUGUUCACGCUCCAACAUCACCAUCAACCCCAGCAUGACCAUCAUCAUCACCAUCAGCAGCACCAUCACCAGCAC
Molecule: messenger RNA, 1985 nt
Organism: Amphibalanus amphitrite
Lineage: Eukaryota; Metazoa; Arthropoda; Thecostraca; Balanomorpha; Balanidae
Product: trichohyalin-like
Exons: 3
Coding region: 304-1122 (272 amino acids)
Source: RefSeq, a predicted model, not a curated record